Molecule: messenger RNA, 1203 nt
Organism: Quercus lobata
Lineage: Eukaryota; Viridiplantae; Streptophyta; Magnoliopsida; Fagales; Fagaceae
Product: transcription factor MYC2-like
Exons: 1
Coding region: 244-942 (232 amino acids)
Biological process (GO): regulation of DNA-templated transcription
Cellular component (GO): nucleus
Molecular function (GO): DNA-binding transcription factor activity; transcription cis-regulatory region binding
Source: RefSeq, a predicted model, not a curated record
AUGUACUCCAAAUAAAUCCCGAACACAAAUGCACCCAAAAUUACGCUCCUUUCUCCUUUUAUACCCCCGCCCGCACCUUAAAACUCCCAAACUCCAAACCCCCACCCCUACACACACCUCCUCCGCCCCUUUCCCCUCUCUCUCUCUCUCUCACUAAACAGUUAACAGUUAAAAAGUCUGUUAAUACCAUCAUCAUCUUCAGAUCUGGAAGAAGGGUGGAUUGGUUGUAAUAAAGUGUAUGGAAUGACAGAUUACCGUUUAACAACAACAACGCCAAUGAAUCUUUGGACCUCAGACGACAACGCAUCGGUCAUCGAGUCUUUCAUGAGUUCCGAUCUCCAACAACGCCUCCAAGCUUUAAUCGAAGGCGCUCGCGAGAGCUGGACCUACGCUAUCUUUUGGCAGAGCUCCUACGACUAUUCCAGCAGCGCCUCUGUUUUGGGUUGGGGUGAUGGGUACUACAAAGGCGAGGACGAUAAGUCCAAAUCCAUGGCCAAGAACAAAGCCUCGUCGUCUGCGGCCGAGCAAGAGCACCGGAAGAAAGUCCUCCGAGAACUCAAUUCUUUGAUUUCUGGGUCGGCAACCCCGGCUACUGAUGAUGCUAUUGACGAGGAGGUCACCGACACUGAAUGGUUCUUUUUGGUGUCCAUGACUCAGAGUUUCGUUAAUGGCGGUGGUCUCCCCGGUCAGGCUUUUUUCAAUUCCAGCCCGAUUUGGGUCACCGGAGCCGACCGCUUAGUGAGCUCGCCGUGCGAUCGGGCCCGCCAGGGUCAGGUUUUCGGCCUCCAAACUAUGGUUUGUAUACCCUCUGCAAAUGGGGUUGUGGAAUUGGGAUCCACGGAGGUGAUUUUUCAGAGCUCGGAUCUGAUUAAUAAAGUCAGGGUUUUGCUCAAUCUCAAUAGCCUGGAAAUGGGUUCUUGGCCAAUCAGAGCUCGGAUCUGAUGAAUAAAGUCAGGGUUUUGUUCAAUUUCAAUAGCCUGGAAAUGGGUUCUUAGCCAAUCAAAGACUAGGGUGAAAACGACCCGUCUUCGCUUUGGCUCAAUGAUCCGACAUCGACUCCGCCGGUGACGACAGCGACUGAGAUCAAAGACUCGUUGAAUAACAAUAGUGGUAGGAUUAGUGCCUUAAAUCCAUGUUAUGAAUGAUAUUAUGUACGAUGAUUUAAUGUUUUGAUUAAUAAAGUUAUUUUAUUAUUAUUUAGAA